Ichthyophthirius multifiliis is the source of this 1098-nucleotide messenger RNA. RefSeq lists its product as hypothetical. Lineage: Eukaryota; Ciliophora; Oligohymenophorea; Hymenostomatida. Gene Ontology annotation, molecular function: mRNA binding; translation initiation factor activity. The record is from RefSeq and is a predicted model, not a curated record. Gene Ontology annotation, biological process: translation reinitiation; formation of cytoplasmic translation initiation complex. Gene Ontology annotation, cellular component: eukaryotic translation initiation factor 3 complex, eIF3m; multi-eIF complex; eukaryotic translation initiation factor 3 complex, eIF3e. The transcript is spliced from 4 exons.
AUGGCAACAUCAAAUAUCCUUUGGCAAAAUCAUGAAUAGUUUUUGAAAAAUAUGGAAGUCUAACUCGAAAAAACAGAUGCAAUAAAAGAAGCUUUAUAAUAAUAUAAAUACUUAACAUAAGUCCAAUAUGCUAACUCCUUAGAAAAUGUACUAUUGCACAUAAAAAAUGAAGUAGAGAAAUUAUUUGCAAGAAAAAUCUAACACUAUGACUUUGAAGAAGUAAAAUAAAAUCCUGAUAUAGAUUCAGAAGAUCCCGAAGAUACAAACUUAAUGACAAGCAAUUUAACUAUAGAAUAAAAAUAAAGAGAAAUCUAAAUAAAAAACGUUCUAAAAAUAAUAUACGAGAUCUAUAAAAUGAUAAUUGAGACAGUAAAAGUACACAAAAAACUCGAAGAAGUUCACAUCAUUACAAUUUAAAAAAUGCUUGAAUUUUGUGACAAAUACUCUCGCAAAACUGAACUUAAACGCUUUUUAGAACACUAGCAUUUCUUCUUGACUUAAUUAUAAUAAAGAGAUAUUGACUUUAAUAAAAACCCUAAUCAUAUAAGUCUUUAUAAUAGUGAAACUAGAGAUUAUUUAAUCCAAAUAAGACUUGAUUGUACAAGAUCUGCUUUAAAAUAAAGUUUAUAUUCGUACGCUUUCAGAUAAUUAGAAGACAUAAGUAUUUUAAUAAACUUAAAAAAAGUCCAAACCCCUAUUAAACAUAAAAUAAUGUCAGCUUAUUAUUAUUAUCUGAGUGAAGUUUUCUGGCAUUCAAAGUACUUUGGAUAUCACAGCUUUUUCUUUUUGCAUCACAUAUUGAUUUUUAGAACUAACCCAUAAGCCAGUGCUGAGGAAAUAAAAGAAAAAAUCAACUAAUUAAUUCUAGGAGUACUUUCCAUUCCCUAAUAUCCUAUUGAAGAUUUUUAAAGUGAAGAAUCAAAGGCCAAAAUAGCAUCUUUACAAAGAAACAAUAAUAAAUUAAUUCCCAAAAAAGAAGAAAUAAUCAGUCUUGUUUAAAGAAUGAACUUAAAUGAAGUAGCUCUUGAAGAAAUAAAAACCGAUAUUUAAUUCAUUGAAAGAAAAUCCUAAACUAUCAAUGUAUAUACCUUAUAUUGA